AUGGCUUCGGAAGGAGGAGAAAAGCUGAAGAGCGAGGAAGAUGCCACUCUAGCACAACUCGAAAGCGCAGAAACAGAACUCGAGCUAUUCAAGUUAUCUGGGGACAUAGACCAUGUCCUGCUGGACGCCAGUCUCGAUGAAUACCAGCAGUAUCUCGACCAACUCGACGCCGCCAGCGCUCACCUCGAUACCCUCGUCUCCUCCACCGCCGCAACACUCGACGAACUUUCUUCCAUCUCCGCAUCCUUCAAGUCUGUCAGCGCUCAAACAAAGUCCUUUCAGGCCCAGUCGGCCUCUAUCCUAGAAGAGCAGCACAAGAGCGAAGUCGUCGCGCAACAGAUCGCCGAGAAUCUGCGGUACUAUGAGCCGCUCGAACGAAUUACCCGUCGACUCAAUGCGCCGCACGCAGGUAGUUUCGUCGGCACCAAGGACUUUUCUGACAUGCUGGUGACCCUGGACGAAUGCAUAGACUACAUGCAGACACACCCAUCCCACAAGGAAGCGGAAACAUAUAGGUCCCGGUACAGGCUCUUGCUUACUCGAGCAUUGACGCUGGUGCGCAAUACAUUUUUGACGGCGGUGCGGGAGAUCACAACUGAAGUUGCCGGUCGCAUUGCAGCAAAGCAGCUCAACGAUACAACCAUGUUCGCACUUCUCUAUGCAAAAUUCCGGGUGGGGGCGGCCGAAAUGAAGGAGGUCGGUUUGGAGAUUCAGAAGCGUGCCAACCCACCAGCGGACGCAGAGCCAGGGAUAGAAGGGGAAUACCAAAGCCUAAUGAACGAGUUGCACUCCAGCUUUGCCGCCUGUCGAGGGAGACUGAUCCUGCCCAUCGUGCAGAAGCGCCUUGCGGAGACGGCUCAGCUGCCCAGUUCCAAGGACUUGGUACAAUUCGCAAGGGCCAGUAUCGGCUACAUUCGGGGUAUAUGUCUUGACGAGUUCGAGCUGUGGUCGGAGUGGUUCCAUGGCUAUCGAGGACUUUACGACUUCCUCGAGUCCAUUUGCGAACCACUGUACGACCACCUUCGGCCUCGGAUCAUUCAUGAGAACAAGCUCUCUAAGCUUUGCUCUCUCGUCACAUUGCUCCAGACACGCUAUCUUCACGAUGAGGAAGAAGACGGCCCUACAGACCUGAAUCAACUCGACUUCUCUGCGCUCAUCCAACCGGCACUGGAAGACGCACAAACUCGCCUUGUCUUCCGCGCGCUCGCGAUUCUCCGCGAAGAAAUCGAAAUGUUCAGACCCAAGCCCGAAGACCUGGACUAUCCCCGACUCACCUCCGCUCCGCCCAUGUCGGCCACCGCUCCGCUUUCGGGACGCCGCUCCUCCCGCGACGCUUUGACACCCCUGCCCAAAACCCCCACCACCAACGAUCUCGACGAUGAUUCUGGCGAAGAAAGUUCCUUCACAUGGACACUGGCCUCGUCGCGCCGGUCCGCUCUCAAACACUGCUAUCCCACCCUCUCAAGAUCCCUUCGCCUCCUAUCUCGCAUCUACCGCCUGGUUAACUCGUCAGUGUUUGACGACUUGGCGCACCAAAUUGUGCACCAGACCACCCUAUCUCUCGUGACCGCGUCUCAGCAAAUAUCCGCAAAAUCCUCGCCAGUCGAUGGACGACUUUUCCUCCUCAAACACCUGCUCCUUUUGAAAUCCCAGAUAGUGGCGUUCGACAUCGAAUACGUCACCCCGGACGUGAGCUUUGACUUUUCAGGCGUAGCAUCCACAUUCUGGGAGAUCCGCGAACGAGGUGGCCUCUUCAACCCCGCAAGUUGGAUGAAACUGUUCAGCUCUGGCGGACUGUUGCCUCGAGUGGUGGAAAACAUGCUGGACGCAAAAGUCGAACUUGACGGCCAGUUGAGGACAGCGAUCAACGAGUUCACGGCAGGGUUCGCAGCGGAUAUGUGCAAAGAUCUUCCCAAGGAUUUGGAAAAGACGGGUGGGCCCAGAAAAGGUGGUGACCGGGAGAGCAUAUUGGCCGAAGCGGUGGAGAAGACUCGAAUAAGGAUUGAGAAGGAGAUUCCCAUUCUGAGAGCUAAAUUGGAACAGUAUCUGGAUGACCAUCGCACGAGAGAAACCUUGGUCGCCGCGGUGGAGGACCAGGUCGUGCAGAUCUACGAGGCUUUCUUCGACGCAUACACCUCCCAACAAUCCGCUGGGAAAGCUGGCACGCGGAACGGGAAGGUCAAUGGCGCAGCAGCGGCGACGGUGACCACGCCCAUCUCACGCAAAGGAAAGAGCCCAGAGAAUGCAGUGUGGGAUCUCGACACAUUUGCUGAAUGGGCCGAAGGGCUGUUUAAUGUCGCGUUGCCCAAUGUCGAAGACGAGGAUGAGGAUGGGGAUGGGGACGGCAGUCAUCUCGCUUCGAGGAGUUUUUCGAGGAGUGGCAGUCUUUAG
Molecule: messenger RNA, 2391 nt
Organism: Fonsecaea multimorphosa CBS 102226
Lineage: Eukaryota; Fungi; Ascomycota; Eurotiomycetes; Chaetothyriales; Herpotrichiellaceae
Exons: 2
Coding region: 1-2391 (796 amino acids)
Biological process (GO): intra-Golgi vesicle-mediated transport; Golgi organization; autophagy
Cellular component (GO): COG complex; membrane; cis-Golgi network
Source: RefSeq, a predicted model, not a curated record